AUGUUUAUCCCUGCAGACCACAUUGUUAACGUCAGUAUAAUUAUACCAAUAACUGGACAAGCUUGUUAUUUGAUACCGAUCACAGCGAUGUUAAAAAUUCCUCAAUGUCAAUUUUUCUUUGUUGGUCAUCAUAAACAAAGGAGAUUUAUUUUUGACGGAAUUAGUAUUGGUAUGGCUACGGCAGCAGUGGGACUUGACACGGCCAAUGCUAUUCAGAUUGAAAACAUCAAAUCAAAAAUAAAUGAUUUAACUAAAAUGUUGUCCUAUUUGCAUCCAUGUGAUAUUACGAAAACAACCGGACACAGAUAA
Molecule: messenger RNA, 309 nt
Organism: Didymodactylos carnosus
Lineage: Eukaryota; Metazoa; Rotifera; Eurotatoria; Philodinida; Philodinidae
Source: the annotation of a GenBank genome assembly